CGUCACGACGACUGGUGUGAGUGAGGCAGCAUGGAUGACAUGGAGAACUGGCCAGAAGUAGAGAAAGCUGCGGCCGAGAAGAGGCGUGAGCUGGUCCUACAGGGUCCCGGCGUCGACAAGAGGGUGUCCUCCCACGGGGGGCUCGUCUCGUCCAUCUUCUCCCUCACGCUGCUGAAUUACCUGGAGGUCAGCCAGUGCCCGAGUUUGACAGAGAUCCACGAGGACAUCCGGCGCCUGACCACCCUCCAGAGCCUCAUCCUGUGCAGGAACAAACUGGCCUCCGUCCCGAGUGCCAUCGGCGACCUCCGGUCCCUGAGGGUCCUGGACCUGUCGGUCAACGACCUGACGGUUCUGCCGGACGGCCUCGUCCAGCUGAGGGAGCUGAACACGCUGAACGUGAGCUGCAACCGGCUGGAGGCGCUGCCCGAGGGGCUGGGCCAGUGCACCAAGCUGUCCACCAUCAACGUCUCCAAGAACCGCAUCACCGGCUUCCCCGCGGACUUCUACUCCGAGCGGCUGGAUCUGCUCAGCAGCCUGGUGGCCUCCGACAACUGCAUCCGGGAGCUGAGCGGGGACGUCCACAAGCUCGCCGCCCUGAAGGUUCUGGAUCUUUCUCAAAACAAGCUGAGCGAGAUCCCGUCCGAGCUGAGCGACUGCCCCAAGCUGAAGGAGAUCAACUUCAAGGGCAACAAGCUGAGCGACAAACGCCUCGAGAAGAUGGUCAACGGCUGCCAGACCAAGUCCAUCCUCGAGUACCUCAGGGGAAAGGGGAAAGGGCGACAGGGAGAGGACGGGGGCGACGCGGACGGCGGACGCAACGCCGACAAGAGGAAACGGCAGCAGCAGAGGAAGAAGAAGGACAAGGGGGCGGAGGAGCCGGACGAGGUGGAGGAGCUGAACAAGAUGGUGCUGAGGGUCCUCCACGUUUCGGACGCGUCCGCGGCGCUCGAGGUCAAAGUGACCGCCGAGGUCAAGGACGUCCGGCCGUACUUGGUGUGCUGCGUGGUCCGGGGCAUGAACCUCAAGCCUGGCAACUCUCUCAAACGGUUCCUCGUGGCUCAGACAAAGCUCCACGAUGACCUGUGUGGCAAAAGGACCACCGCGACCAUUGCGACUCAUGACGUGCAGCUUCUCAAGGGUCCACUGACAUACGACGUCAAACCGCCGACCCAGCUCAAGAUUGUUGCGCUGGGCCGGAAGGAGAUGACGGCAGUCGAGCUGAUCCGACUCCUCCACCUGGAGGCGGAGGACCUGAGGAAGCAGAAGAAAAGGCAGAACGUUACUGGCCUCCACAAAUACCUGCAGCUUUUACAAGGAAAAGCGUUCUAUCCCUGCCUAGUCGAUGCGGAAGGGCAUGUGAUCUCAUUCCCGCCUAUUACCAACAGUGAGAACACCAAGAUCAAGAAGACGACCAGAGAGUUGUUUUUGGAGGUGACGAGUGCAACCAGCCUGCAGACCUGUAAAGACAUUAUGGACGCUCUGAUUGUGAAAAUGGCAGAGUUGAACAAGUUCACAGCGGAGCAUCGCGAGGAGGCGGGGUCAGACGGGGAGGGAGACGGUCCCCCCGAACCGGCGACCGGCGGCAGCGAGAUCUCCAGCGAGCUGAUCGUCCAGCAGGUCCGAACUGUCGACCAAGACGGGAACCUGAAGGUCGUCUACCCGUCCAAGACCGACUUCUCCAAAGACAUCAGCAAUCUGACCAUCAUUUGGUAGUCGUGCCGUGAAUAACCUGCUUACACUUUCAUAUGCUACACAAAGUCAUUUAAUGUUUGGGCAUUUACAACACACAAAUCUGAUCCUGUAGGAUUUUCAUAACGGCGUCCUUUAAGCGUCACCUGUUGAUGAAUUUAAAUAUAUAAGAUUGCACAGCUUUACAAACCCCAUCGAAUUAUACUUAAAUAAGUCAUUUUGCCACAUCCUUAAAGCAUGACCCACAUGACAUACUGUAUGUCCAAAUAUUCGUAUUUUUGUAUUAUUUACGGACUGAAGACAACUUGUCCGUCGGUGAAAUUCAUUUUGUUCAGCUGACAUUGGCUUUAAGUCGGACUGCUCACUGAUCUGUGCCACUGGAAAGUUUGUAUUUAUAUUUAUCAACGACUGGAACUUUCCCUUUAAGCAGCAGCAAAUGACAUCUACACAAGACUGAAUAAACGUCUCUUUUUGUUUUCA
Scophthalmus maximus (turbot) is the source of this 2169-nucleotide messenger RNA. It is a transcript of the gene lrrc47, whose product is annotated as leucine rich repeat containing 47. The coding region runs from base 31 to 1713 and encodes 560 amino acids. NCBI's taxonomy places the organism in Eukaryota, Metazoa, Chordata, Actinopteri, Pleuronectiformes, Scophthalmidae. The transcript has 7 exons. Gene Ontology annotation, biological process: phenylalanyl-tRNA aminoacylation. The record is from RefSeq and is a predicted model, not a curated record. Gene Ontology annotation, molecular function: phenylalanine-tRNA ligase activity; protein binding; RNA binding.